AUGCAAAGUGGGAAAGUCCUCGGGGAAAGGCGGGAGGGGUGGCAGCGCGAUGCCGGGGAACCCCUCCGGGAAACAACUCCCCCACCUCCUACCACCACCAACAUAUUACACACAGAGACACAGACCUGCUGGGAGUUACGGGUCCCCAGGGAGCCACCAAAGUCUCCCCGAACUCCCCGGAGGACUUCCGCGGGGUGCGCCCCGCCAAGGGAGCCCGACGUCAGGCUCCGGGAGAUUCAAGGGACCGCUCAGGCCUUCGUGACCCAACAAGUCUGGUUCACGGGACGAGCACUGACGGCAUGGCGGGGAGCAGCGGCCGGCGCCGCCCCGGACGCCCCGGGCAGCGCGACCCACGGCAGCGCGGAGAGGAGCGCCUGGGACGCGGGCCGCGGGGCCCGGCGCACGGGCGGGCAACUACCCCUUCCCUCCCCGCCAACACGGCGGGCGGCCGCCCCUUCGGGUCUCCUUCCCUCCCCGCGGACAGACGCGGAGCGGACCGGGAGCCCCGAGCCAACUCCACAACUUGCCGGACCCCGCGGAGGGGGAGACCCGGAGCCCGCGGGGCAGGCGGGCUCUGCCCGGAAACGCCGGGCAGACUCCCCCGGCGGCCGCGCGCGCGCCCCGCCGCCCCGACGCCCCCCGCGGCCCUGCCCGCCCACGCCGCCGCCCACGCCGCGGGCCGAGCCCCGAGGCCGCUUCCGGCAGCGCCGCCGGCCGCCCCCACCGAGAAACCCACACCCCCCCCACCCCCUACUCAGCUCCAGGCGGCCGCCGCCGCCGCCAGCAACUCACCCGAGGCCGCCGCGCCGCCGCGCCCGGCUCCGUCCGCGUCCCUCGGCCGCCCGCGCUUCCCUCGGCGCGCCCGGGCGGGCUCUCCCCGCGGCCGGCAGCGCUGCCCAGCCCCGGACGCGAGGCCACAGGCGGGCGCGCGCGCGGGCGUCAGGGCCGGCUCGUCCCUCCGCCUCGACCGCCGCCGCCUCUUCCACCUCCUCCUUCGCCGCCGCCUCCUCCCGCUCCUCCCGCGCCUCCUCCCCGGCCGCCGCCGCCGCCGCCGCCGCCGCCUCCCGAGUUCGGGGCUCUGCUGCAAUGUCUGCGAGGCGGACUCGGAGCCCCCAGCGCCUAUUGUCGCCGGGGACGGCCAGCGGCGAGCAGCUCGGGGGCCCGCGCUUUCCCGUGCUGGGGGGCUCGGAGCAUCCCUCCUCUCCCGCGGCUCCCGUCAACACCGCUUCCUCCACCACCACCACCACGGCCGAGGGGAAGGGGGGUCUCGACGCGGGCUGCAGGCCAGGGGCAGCUCGGAGGGGAGAGGUGGCGACGUCAGGCUUCCCGGUCGCCCCGCUCCCGGCUGUCCAGCCGCCCCCGAUCGCCGAAGGUGCCUGGACAGCUCCUCCGGGGGAGGGGGGGGGGGAUGUUCUGGGGAGGGGUUUGGAUAAAGCGGGGUGA
Sorex fumeus (smoky shrew) is the source of this 1443-nucleotide messenger RNA. Its product is annotated as basic proline-rich protein-like. The record is from RefSeq and is a predicted model, not a curated record. Lineage: Eukaryota; Metazoa; Chordata; Mammalia; Eulipotyphla; Soricidae. Bases 1 to 1443 code for a protein of 480 amino acids. The transcript is spliced from 3 exons.